Molecule: messenger RNA, 876 nt
Organism: Strongylocentrotus purpuratus (purple sea urchin)
Lineage: Eukaryota; Metazoa; Echinodermata; Echinoidea; Camarodonta; Strongylocentrotidae
Exons: 2
Coding region: 1-876 (291 amino acids)
Source: RefSeq, a predicted model, not a curated record
AUGACUGCAAAUCUUCACCAACUUCUAGACACAAAAUAUCGGCAAUACUUUGAUCUUAUCACAGUCAAACGACGUCCCAACGAUAAACCAUGGAUGAAUGAUGCCAUCCGCCGGGCCAUUACUCAGCGCAAUAUCAGCUAUACGCGAGGUGAUGACUCAUUUCGUAGCGUAAGAAAUAAGGUACAAAGAGAAAUCAGCUCUGCCAAGAAAAGUCUCUAUAGCAGGAAAGUGGAACAUCUGAAACACAGUGAACCUGGGAAAUGGCACCAGCAAAUUCGCCACCUAGCAGGACUUAAGAAACAGUCUCUCAGCUUUCCAGCCGACAAAUCCGAUUUGGAGAUUGCGAAUGAGAUAAACGCUCAUUUUAGCCGGAUUUGCUCGGCCCUUCCAUCUCUCGACCUGGCUUCAUUGCCGGAUUACCUCCCUGCGCCGACACCACCUCCAAUCAUCGAGCGACAAAAGGUCUUUGAAUGCCUACAAAAAGUCAAUGUCUCCAAGGCUGGUCACCCGAACGACUGCCCAACACGCCUCAUCAAGGAAUUUGCGUACGAGCUGUCUGAGCCGCUCACCCACAUUUUCAACUGCUGUUUAAAAAAUGGAUGUUUCCCACAUAUCUGGAAAAAUGCAUCAGUGUGUCCAGUGCCUAAGGUCCGGCCUGCAACGACACCUGACCAACUGAGACCCAUUUCUAUCACGUCAGUAUUAGCACGAGUGUUUGAGGGAUUCCUUGCCCGUUGGAUUAUUGAAGAUGUGCACCAUGCUAUUGAUCCCCAACAGUUUGGGAACAUGCCCGGAACAUCAAUUUGCCAUUACUUAAUCAGUCUCUUGGAUAAUGCUCAUCGGGGAAUUGACCGACCUGGGAAGGAACUAAACUAG